ACUAACUCCUCAAACGCUUGCUCACUCAGUGACACUGUUUACCUCAAAACGAAAUCAUGUUGUUUUAGCGAAGUUUACAAGUUAUAACGCCAUUACUCGAACUAGUCUUCCGUUUAGAAAUAAGUUGUGUCGUUUAAGUCAUGUUGAAAGCGAAAAUAAUAAUAUAAAGUGAUGUUUAAAUAAGGAAUUGGUUAUAAAAGUGAUAAUUAUGAUAUUGUUUUUGUGCUUUUUAGCGGUAUUCGCUUCAUAUCCCGUUUUAUCAGCUGUAGUUAAAAAUGAAGAAAAUGUUUGCAGAUUAGAUGAGUUUAAAUGCGGGGACGGCGCAUGCGUGAGCUUGGAUGCAGUGUGCGAUGGACACCAGCACUGCUUUGAUGGCGGUGACGAAAGUGGCUGCCUUGGGAGCGUAAGUCACCUACCAUCGAGAAGUACAAUACUUACCCGGUCGAGAAGACAGGCUCAGCAAUGCCGAAAGACGCAGUGGCGCUGCAGAGACGGGUCGUGUAUCAAUUUUGACGGGAAGUGCGACGGGGUGGUAGACUGUCCUGAUGGGAGCGAUGAGACGCACGCGCUCUGCAGGAAGUCGCAAUGUCAAUACAACUGGUUCCGAUGUACAUACGGCGCAUGCGUCGACGGCACGGCGCCCUGCAACGGAAUACAGGAGUGUGCUGACAACUCCGAUGAACUCCUGCCGAGGUGCAGAAACGAGCCAGAGGACAUCAGAGGGCAAUUCAAAUGUGCGAACGGCGAGAGUAUACCAGCGGCGUCACACUGCGACGGUGUUAGAGACUGUACUGAUGGUAGCGACGAGACAGUUCGCGCAUGCGCCUCGAAGACCUGCCCAUCGUAUCUCUUCCAAUGCGCUUAUGGUGCUUGUGUCGACCAAGGAUCAGACUGCAAUGGGAUUCAAGAGUGUGCAGAUGGGUCGGAUGAGUCAGCUGAACUAUGCAACAGGACUAUAACACCAGUCGUCACUCAAAGACCCUCACCGACAGGAAAGUGCGUGCUGCCUGCAUACCCAGCCCAUGGGAAGUACGAAGUAGGGGGGGUGGCCAACCCGUCCCCGGGACAAGGGUACCCCUCCUUCCAACUGAACGUCACCUGUAACCCAGGGUACGGAGUCGUCGGGGAGAGCAGUCUCUAUUGUCUCGAGGGAUCUUGGUCUCGAGUCGGGUUGCCCGAAUGUGUUCGUUUCUGCCAACUCAAGCCGCACCCGAGCGUCGAGUACUACUGCUUGGUGAACGCGAACAACGUUGAAGGGACCCGGCCGUGCAACGACCAGGAACCCUCAGGGACCACAGUGAGGCCCGUCUGCAGGGCCCCCAACUACUACUUCUCCGGGGUCCUCAACAACAUGCGCUGCAUUGACGGCAAUUGGGACUACGUAGCGAUUUGCAAUCCAGAAUGCGGCCGAGUCACCCCGGAAGGCGAGAAGCUGAUCAUUGGUGGGAGGUACGCCAAAAAGGGGGAGCUGCCCUGGCACGCCGGCAUAUACCGGAAGACCACUACUCCUUACAUGCAGAUCUGUGGAGGCUCCAUCGUCAGCACCAACGUCGUCAUAUCUGCGGCUCAUUGCUUCUGGACGGACCUGGACCGGCAGCUGCCGCCUCGCAACUACGCUGUGGCCGUCGGCAAGCUGUAUCGUCCCUGGAACAAUGAAAUGGACGUCGGAGCCCAGAAAUUCGACGUCAGUGAUAUAAAAAUCCCGAAGAGGUUCCAGGGUGCCGCCGCAAACUUCCAGGAGGACAUCGCCAUUAUAAUCCUUGUGGCAGCAAUUCAAUACCAGACCUUCAUCAGACCCGUUUGUGUCGAUUUUGACGUGAACUUCGAUAGGAAACAGCUCACGAGAGACAACAUUGGAAAGGUGGCCGGCUGGGGUUUGACAGGUGAAGAUGCCAACGCAUCCCCAAUACUGAAGGUGGUGGACCUGCCUUACGUGGAAAUCGACGAGUGCAUCAACAGGAUCCCGCCCAACUUCCGAGAAUACAUAACAAGUGACAAGAUCUGCGCAGGAUUCACUAACGGCACGGCCCUGUGCAAGGGAGACAGCGGCGGCGGGCUGGUGUUCGCGGAGAGCGCGCUGGGCAAGCAGCGGUACUACCUGCGCGGGAUCGUGUCCACGGCACCCACCAACGACCACGCCUGCAACCAGUUCAGCCUCACCAGCUUCACGCAACUCAUCAAACACGAACACUUCAUCAAGGAGUUCGCUCGCCUUUAAGCGCAAAUGAUUAAAAGAGUUGUACUGGUUG
Molecule: messenger RNA, 2249 nt
Organism: Pectinophora gossypiella (pink bollworm)
Lineage: Eukaryota; Metazoa; Arthropoda; Insecta; Lepidoptera; Gelechiidae
Product: modular serine protease-like
Exons: 15
Coding region: 209-2218 (669 amino acids)
Biological process (GO): proteolysis
Cellular component (GO): plasma membrane
Molecular function (GO): protein binding; serine-type endopeptidase activity
Source: RefSeq, a predicted model, not a curated record